CUUUUUCCUUCUUUUCCUAAUCAUAUCACAUCACAUCGCACGUGCUCUCCCCCCGCUCCUCCGCCGGAAAUCCCUCCCUCCCUCCGGCCUUAAAUAUGGGGGCGGUGACGUCAACGAUGGCGGCGAAGUUCGCGUUCUUUCCGCCGAGUCCGCCGUCGUACGAGGUGGAAGCGGACGAGGCAAGCGGAAAGCUAAUGAUGGUCGGAAUAGGAGCGAGAGAGAACGUUGACGUAUUGAGAAUAGAUACGAAGAGAGGGAAUAGAGUGGUGGCGGUGUAUUUUAAGAAUCCUGGAGCUAGUUCGACUGUGUUGUAUUCUCAUGGAAAUGCAGCUGAUCUGGGACAGAUGUAUGAUUUGUUUUUUGAAUUGAGUUUGCAUCUUAAAGUCAACUUGAUGGGGUAUGAUUAUAGUGGAUAUGGAAAGUCUAGUGGAAAGCCAUCUGAGCAGAAUACUUAUGCUGAUAUAGAAGCUGCAUAUAGGUGUCUUGAAGAGAGAUAUGGGGUGAAGGAAGAAGAUACCAUAUUGUACGGUCAGUCGGUUGGAAGUGGACCUACUCUAGAUUUGGCAACUCGGUUGCCGAAAUUAAGAGCUGUGGUUCUACAUAGUCCAAUUGCUUCUGGCCUUCGUGUUAUGUAUCCAGUGAAGCGAACAUAUUGGUUUGACAUCUACAAGAAUGUUGAUAAAAUACCAAUGGUCAAUUGUCCAGUAUUGGUGAUACAUGGAACAUCCGAUGAUGUUGUAGAUUGGACUCACGGUAAACAGCUUUGGGAUCUCUGUAAAGAGAAAUAUGAACCAUUGUGGGUGAAGGGAGGAAAUCAUUGCGACUUAGAGCUUUUUCCGCAAUACAUUAAACAUCUCAAGAAGUUUAUAUCAGCUGUUGAGAGGUCACAUCUUAGAAAUGGUUCUGGCCCAAUCAGGGAUCAAACAGCGAAUCCCCGGAAGAGCACAGAUUUUAGAGAGACUUCUAGACCAAGCAUAGAUCAGAGAGACAAGAUCAGACAGAGUGUCGAGCAAAGAGAAAAUCCUAGGAUAAGCACAGACCAUAGAGAGAAAUCAAGAAUUAGCAUUGAUAGGAGAGACAAAUCAAGAAAAAGUGUGGAUCACAGUGAGAAAGAGAAUAAUAAUAGCUCAGACCAUCCUGAAAAAGCAAGGAACAGCAUUGAUAGGUUUGGAGACAUGAUAAGAUCAGUCGGACUAUGCAACAUUGAUUGUUUCAGGCCCACUGCAACAGCUCUCUAAAGAAAAAGGAUAAGGAUCGAGUUUGCAUUUUAGUUCAAUUAUUUGAUUAGGUCGCGGUGUUGUUUUGGUGAUAGUGAAAUUCCCACAUCAUAGGAAAUUAAUUUAACCGGGCAAACUAUUUGCAGAGCCUCGUUGUCUCUCCACGUUCAUACCUGAGAGUGCACGUGCAUACUCUAGAGUGUUGGAAUGCGUUCAAAUUCAUAUGGGAACUGACUGUGUUGUACAGAAGAGAUCUAGGAAAGGUUCAGUUUGAAUGUAUUCACAAAUAUAUUUGGGAACCCAAGUGUGUUGUACAAGAAUAGUACUUGGCAAAUUUCUACAUGCUGAGUGUUAUAGUUGUUCCUCGUCAGAAAGAAAAAAAAAAGAAAAAAGAAAAAGCAAUCCUGAAAGUUUGUCUCAAUAUCCUUUUAGUUGAAGUGGGGUGGAAAGGAUAGCAAGCAGGAACUUGAUAUGUAGUUAUUUGGCAAUGUUCACUAGCAACUAACUUUUGUUAACGUAUAUUUUCUAACCAAUUUCUUUUCUUAA
Messenger RNA from Ricinus communis (castor bean), 1763 nucleotides. Its product is annotated as alpha/beta hydrolase domain-containing protein 17B. Bases 96 to 1238 code for a protein of 380 amino acids. Lineage: Eukaryota; Viridiplantae; Streptophyta; Magnoliopsida; Malpighiales; Euphorbiaceae. The record is from RefSeq and is a predicted model, not a curated record. The transcript has 6 exons.